This is a messenger RNA of Cylicocyclus nassatus, 347 nucleotides long. The record is from the annotation of a GenBank genome assembly. Lineage: Eukaryota; Metazoa; Nematoda; Chromadorea; Rhabditida; Strongylidae.
CACAAACGGUUUGGACAGUAACAGGAGUUGUCGAUGGGCUCCCAUUCAUCACACAGUCUUGCACAACCUAAUGCCAUGGAUAAGUGCUGUAUUAAUGAAUUUGGAAAAAACGCUGUGUGCUCGGCAUGUCAUGAUUUCUGUUAUUCGGCACCAUUCUCCAUCUAGUGAAGAACAAAUCGCUUCAAAAAUACGACUUUAUGCGCGACAUAUUGACCGCAAGAGUGGAGUAUGCUCAUUUUCACCAUCAUUCAUCUCGGAAAUACCAGACAUGCUGAAAAAUCUAUCACUUUCUCAACUAACUUACCACACGUGUGAAUGGCAAAAAUCCGACAAAUUCACAUAGCCCC